Molecule: messenger RNA, 2016 nt
Organism: Punctularia strigosozonata HHB-11173 SS5
Lineage: Eukaryota; Fungi; Basidiomycota; Agaricomycetes; Corticiales; Punctulariaceae
Product: DEAD-domain-containing protein
Exons: 9
Coding region: 1-1863 (620 amino acids)
Biological process (GO): mRNA splicing, via spliceosome
Cellular component (GO): spliceosomal complex
Molecular function (GO): RNA binding; RNA helicase activity; ATP binding
Source: RefSeq, a predicted model, not a curated record
AUGGCCGAGUCUGAGUCAACAUACAAACGCCGUCGCAUUGAGCGUUCUCCAUCUCCGACCUUCAAACUUGAGGACGACACCUAUGAACCGUACGUUCCGGUGGCGCAACGACGUAAUGCCAAGCUCGCAAAAUUAGCCGCUCGGAGCGGUCUCGAGUCAGAGAGGGAGAAAGCCCGGAGAGAACAGCAAGAGCAGGAUGAGCGUGAAGACGCAUUGCGAGAAGAGGAAAGGCUCCGAGAGAAAGCUCGCAAGGAACGCACUCUUCUCCAGGAGGCUCAAGAGGUGCACUCAAAGAAAGCCGCCGAAGAUGCGAAGAAGACUACUGAGGAGAAAGCAGAAGAGGCAGACGCUGAGAUAUUAGCGGCAAUCGCGAGCAGGAAAAAGCUAGCCUCCGACCUAGAACUGGCCAAAGGUAUUUCCUACACCGAAUCACGCAAGACAUCAUGGCGGCCGCCCAAACACAUCAGGGAUCGUACCCCGGACCAACAUCAACGUAUACGCGAAAAACACCACAUCAUCGUUGAAGGCAACGACCCGCCUCCACCGGUCGAGCGUUUUGCUGACAUGAAGAUUCCUGAGCCUCUUUUGAAGCUACUGAAGUCCAAGAGGAUAAUCGAGCCGACGCCUAUACAGAUUCAAGGCAUACCCGUUGCCUUCUCAGGACGAGACAUGAUCGGAAUCGCUUUCACAGGUUCGGGCAAGACCCUAGCCUUUUGCCUUCCAGUCAUUAUGACGGCUGCGGAGGAAGAGGCGAAGCUGCCGUUUGUCCGCGGAGAAGGACCCGUCGGCAUCAUUCUCUGUCCUUCACGCGAACUCGCUACUCAGACAUACGAAAAUGUCCUCGCCUGGACCGACGCUUUGUCGAGUAAUGGGCAAUACCCAAAGCUCAACACACUUCUGUGCAUCGGCGGUAUUUCGAUGGGUGAACAGAGUCAUGUUCUCAACAAAGGCCUCCACAUCGUCGUAGCCACUCCUGGGCGAUUAAUCGACAUGCUUGAGAAGAAGCGAUUCACCUUCAACAACUGCAAAUAUCUCGUCAUGGACGAGGCGGACCGAAUGAUCGAUCUUGGAUUCGAAGAGGAUGUACGAAAUAUAUUGAGCUUUUUCAGGCAUCAACGACAAACCUUACUAUUCUCCGCUACCAUGCCGAGGAAAAUACAAGAUUUCGCGCAGGGCUCUCUGAUCAACCCCGUACUGGUCAAUGUAGGGCGUGCUGGCGCGGCCAAUUUGGAUGUUCUUCAAAUCGUGGAAUACGUCAAGCAGGAGGCCAAAAUGGUUUACUUGCUCGAGUCCUUGCAGAAAACCGCCCCGCCUGUCAUCAUCUUCAGCGAGAACAAGAACGAGGUGGAUGAUAUUCAUGAGUAUCUUCUCCUGAAAGGAGUGGAGGCUGUUGCUAUACACGGGUCUAAAACCCAGGAGGAACGUCAAUAUGCCAUCAAGGCGUUUAAAUCAGGUCAGAAGGACGUCAUGGUUGCCUCCGGCGUUGCUUCGAAAGGCCUCGACUUCAACGAGAUUCAGCAUGUCAUAAUCUUCACGAUGCCGAAGGAGAUUGAGGACUAUGUUCAUCAAAUAGGACGAACUGGUCGUUCCGGUAAAACCGGCAUCGCCACCACCUUCGUCAACAUGAACACACCAGAACAAACUCUGCUUGAUCUGAAGUACCUUCUCAUGGAGGCAGGCCAGAAGGUUCCACCGUUCCUCCAGACCAUCGAAGAUCCUCGCGUUGCCCAAGGAGGCUCCAUCAAGGGCUGUCCCGUUUGCGGCGGUUUGGGUCACGGUAUCUCAAAUUGCCCCAAACUGGAAGAUGCUCAGCGCAGGCAGAUGGCAUCCCAAAGAGCCAAUCACGAUGGAGGUGGUUACUAACACUGCUAGCUAGACAAUGCCGCUGUAUGGCCAUUUAUGCGUUUCUAUGUUCAACGAUUGCUUGUACUUGUGUCGCCACGCGUCUCGCCUCACGCACUGACGAUCAGCACUUCAUUGAUGACUUGCGACGAUCAGUUUCUCAAUAUAUGUCCU